Grus americana (Whooping crane) is the source of this 5201-nucleotide messenger RNA. RefSeq names its product RAB38, member RAS oncogene family (gene RAB38). Bases 1 to 639 code for a protein of 212 amino acids. Gene Ontology annotation, cellular component: phagocytic vesicle; Golgi apparatus; trans-Golgi network. Gene Ontology annotation, molecular function: GTPase activity; GTP binding. NCBI's taxonomy places the organism in Eukaryota, Metazoa, Chordata, Aves, Gruiformes, Gruidae. The record is from RefSeq and is a predicted model, not a curated record. Gene Ontology annotation, biological process: phagosome-lysosome fusion; endosome to lysosome transport. The transcript is spliced from 3 exons.
AUGCAGAAGCACAAUCAGAAGGAGCACCUCUACAAGCUGCUGGUGAUCGGGGACCUCGGAGUGGGCAAAACCAGCAUCAUCAAACGUUAUGUCCACCAGAAUUUCUCCCCCCACUACCGGGCCACCAUUGGGGUGGACUUUGCCUUGAAGGUGCUGAGCUGGGAUGCUGAGACUGUGGUACGGCUGCAGCUCUGGGAUAUCGCGGGUCAGGAAAGAUUUGGAAACAUGACCAGGGUAUAUUACAGAGAGGCCAUGGGGGCAUUUAUUGUCUUUGAUGUUACAAGACCUGCAACAUUUGAAGCAGUGACAAAAUGGAAAGAAGAUUUGGACUCUAAGUUGGUUCUUCCAAAUGGCAAACCUGUGCCGACAGUCCUCUUAGCAAACAAAUGUGACCAGGGAAUAGAUGUUCUUAUGAACAACGGCAUCAAGAUGGAUCAAUUCUGCAAAGAGAAUGGGUUCGUGGGUUGGUUUGAAACAUCAGCCAAGGAAAAUAUAAACAUCAAUGAAGCUUCCAGAUGCUUGGUGAAACACAUAAUUGCUAGUGAGAGUGAUCCAGUUCAGUCUAUUGAACCAGAUAUUAUAAAACCACACUUGAAUUCCUCCAAGAUCGUCAGUUGUUCAGCUUGCUUUAAAUCCUAAGAGACUUCCAGACUAUUACAAGAGCUGAACAACUAUGAUUCACGAUGUAUACUUUAUCCAAUGUACACAGUAUGCCCAGAUUGUCCAUAAGCAGAUUGCCGUUUUCUCAAAAAUAUACUUAGCUUUUUCCAUAAUUUUUGACAGCUAAAAUUUAUUAUGAGCUGUUCAUUGAUAGCAACUCUUCAAAACUGUCUUUGGCUACUGGUCAAAUAAGACUCAUGGUAAUGGCUGUGUUUUCCCAGUUGGGUAGCCCCAACAAUGAUAUCAAAACCUGUUUCUUUGCAAUGUGGUUUCUGAAAGCUCAUAUUUGUGAUGUGACUGAAGCAAUACUCUAUAUGCCCAUUGGUCCUCCAGCCCAUCUUCUCAAUACCCUGACCAGGCAACCAUCAUCAUUACACUUUUUUGUCACCCCCUCACACUUGAAUGAUCUUGUUUUAUACGAGAAAGCUGGUGAUGACAAUGAAAAUAUAGCUGUUCAGAAAGAGGCAACAAAAAUGUUCACAAUGAAAUAUUCCCAUUGUCAGUUCAGUCUCCUGGAUGAAGUGGCAGAAUUGAACAUGAAGCAAUCUUCCAUGUCACUCAGUUAUCCAGAACUCAGCUUGUGAAACCGAACCCUAAUGCAGUUUUUGCUGCCCCUUUCUGAAGAGUUGUUAGCAUUGUCUUCAGGUGAAGCAAGAUGAGACGAUCAAGGGUAACAGGUGACAAAACAGGGAAUCCAGGGUACAGUCUCAUAGUUGAAGUGGCUGAGCAUUUUCAGAAAGGUUACCUAUGCUAGAAAGCCAGCAUCUCAUCUGAAAAGCACUCACUGAUUUUGUUCCUGCCUCUCCAUCCUUCAUGCCACAGGUGUUGUACCUGUGUGUUUACACUGUGUAUAUUCUAUAAGUCCCUGCAUGCAUCCCACCAUUAUGUUGAUUCUCGUGGGAAAAUUCGUUAUCCACACUACAGUGUAACAGUUGAGCUUUCCAGGAACACACCUAUGUUGAACAGCAGAGUAUUUGCUUUCUGAGAACAUUCUUCUAAAAAACACCAUUGUAUGAAUGAUCAUAAGAAGCAAAAUGAAACAGUCCUAAGAAACACUCCUAGAAUACGUGCAGAAUUUGUUGAGCUGUACGGUGGAAAUGAAAUGGUUGAUUUUCAGAGUCUCACAAAGUAUGCAGGUUGAUGGAGUCAUUCAUACAAGUGUGUCUAGACAAGAAGUCUUGACAUCUGGCUGCAAGCCCCUGCAAGACAAACUUUGCCUGUCUCCUGCCACAGACAAAUCACUUCCAUUUUCUUGUUCCUACUCAGCCUUUUCCUUUCUAAGCUGUGAACUCUCAGUGGCAGGAGCUGUCUUCUGAGAUGGGUUUCUGUCCUUAGAGAUGUGUAACACUGGAGGGGAGGAGGCAGAAUCUCAUGACCUCUUGUGUUUGCAGACAUCACUGCAAUACUUCACCGAAUACUUAGUUGGAAAUGAAGGAGUAAAAUGCUCAAAGGCUAGUAAAUAGGUGUUGGGUAGGAAAAAUGAAAAAAAAAAAAAAUCCUGAAGCUGAUGUUGUCCUGGGAGACCUAUGGGCUUCAUGUGUCUCUAAAGUCCAGCUUAUUAUUGAAUGAUCUUUUACUAUAGAGGCACUGCAGGGGAAAGCCAGGGACAGAGACAUAGCUGUCUAUGUACUCUUCCUAAAGCCUUAAAUUGAUAUAUUUUUGUCACAGAAUUUUAGAAUAAGAAAGCAAGGUCUGUGGUUUUAAAAAUAAAAUCCACGUCCAGAAUUAAUCUGCACACACACAUAGAUGUAAGGAUACAUAUAUAUCAUGAGCUGGCUUUUUCUGAGGAGAGUAAUUUUCAAGUUGUCUUGAUCUCAGUGUUAUCCUUUAACACCUGUGUUAAACAUCCUUUUACUCCUGCUGUGAUCUGGGUCAAAUACCUUAACCUUUCUGCCUCAGUUUCCUCAUCUGUUAAAUAGGGAUUGAUGUACACACCUACCUCACAGCACUCCUUGGAAGUUACUGUUGGCACCGUGCUUUGAAGAUAUAUGUUAUACAAAUGCCAAGCUCUAUUACUGCUCAGAAUGAAAUAUGAGUGCCCUCUAGCAUAAAUACAUGGUGCUGUAAUGCCUUAAUGUUCUAAAUCUAUCUGGGGCUUGUCUCUGCUGCAACAAUUAGCUUCAAUUAUUCCACCUCAGUUAACCUAGGCGAGGUUAUACAGCAACGUGUGACUGCAUGGGAUGAUUAGAUUAGCUGCAGAUGGGUUGCAAACGGAAACUGUGGCUGCACAGAUGUCAUGGUACUAGUUUAAUAAUCUCAGCAACAAAGCUGCAAUUCAGAACUAGUGCCAGGUCAACCAUUUCAGAUUUAAAGCAUUAUUUAAGUCAAUUCGUAUGGAUGUCUUAUUAAGGAUAAUACUUGAGCCAACACCGUGGGGAACACAAGCACCUCAAUAUUCAGAUGGCUUCUAAAGGGCUAAGUUUUCAUGAGUUGAACCCCAUGCCUUAAUUAUAAACCUCGAUGCCUCAGGUGAAGCAGAGGAAGUUGUCAUUUCUUCCAAAAGUUAUUUUGGGCUCAACUUGCAAUGAACAGCAGUUGCUAAUGUGUUUUAGUUAUCUUCAGAUCACUUGUCUUUGCUGGCUUCUAGCCAAUAUUCAUUAAGCAUAAUGGUAAUUUUCACAAAUGUUUGAGAGCUAUGGCUAAAGAUCUGGUAUAACAGUAAUUAAAAAAAAAACCCACAUAAAUAAAACACUUAAAGGACAUAUAGAUUUUGAUUUUUUUUUCUUCUCUGUAUUGUAUAAAUCUGCUUUAAACUAUGAACUCAUCAUCUGUUCCUCUCGUUUCUGUUGUGUCAGGUUUCACUGCAGUCACAGUUCUGGGGCAGAUUUUCCACCUCUGGUACAUGGUGGACAGAAUUUGGCCAAUUUUUAAACUAAGGUAUAAGUUCUAAAGUCGUACAUAGAAUCAUAGAAUGGUUUGGGCUGGAAGGAACCUUAAAGAUCAUCUAGUUCCAACCCCCCUGCCAUGGGCAGGGACACCCUCCACUAGACCAGGUUGCCCAAAGCCUCAUCCAACCUGGCCUUCAACACUUCCAGGGAUGGGGCCUCCACAACUUCUCUGGGCAACCCGUUCCAGUGCCUCACCACCCUCACAGGGAAGAAUUUCUUUCUAACGUCUAAUCUAAAUCGACCCUCCUUCAGCUUGAACCCAUUACCCCUUGUCCUGUCACUACACCCCCUGAUAAACAGUCCCUCACCAGCUUUCCUGUAGGCCCCUUCAGGUACUGGAAGGCCACAAUUAGAUCUCUCUGGAGCCUUCUCUUCUCCAGGCUGAACAAUCCCAACUCUCUCAGCCUGAAUACAUAUUUACACGUAACAAUUAGAACAGUGUCAUGAAAUCUCAGGCCUCCUUGGGAGGUUACAUAAUUCCAAAUGUUCAUUUUUAUUUGUACUGAAGUGAUAAGAAUCUGUCAAGUCUCUUUCUGUAAUGCAAUAAAUGUGUGAAUGCCACCUGGGUAUCUAGCAAACAGAGCCUUUUUGGAAGGGUUGUUGUAGGCAGGCCAGAAUAAAAGAUUUAAUUUAGAAUUAAUGAGCUCAGUUUGUGCCAAUACCCUUUCAGGAACAAAUGUAAAAUUUAAUUAUACUGUGUCAGUGUCUAACAGGUUGGAUUUCCUUUUUUUUUAUUGAUACAGUCUGUACUAUGUCCUCUUUGCUGGUCAUUAGGGACCAGGCAUCUUAAUUGCAUGGCCAUUUCAAAAUGAAACAUUUUCCCCUUCUGUUUGCAAUAAGUAAUAAAAGACACAAGUCUCUAUUGCCUUCCAAGUGGGCAAAGAUACUGCAAAGUGGAUUUUAAAUUAAUUUUCAUUCUAGUUCUCCAUAAAUGCCCCUCUGGGUGUCCCAGCACCUAGAACCACGGGCUGAUGUGCAGGUGAGGUGCCAGGCAUGAGGGAUCAGCCCAAAACACUCAUGAAAAAUGGUGGUUGAGCAUCUCUACCCCAAGGCUUCAUUUACCAACUCAGCUACACUACCAGCCAUAACAGGUGGCUUUCAUUUUCCAUCUUUGAAGCUCCAUACAAACAAAAUCUCAUGAUCCUAAAUACCUUGGGAAGCAUAUACAUAUUGCUAUUAGGAAAAUGGAUGGACUGAAAGGUAAAUAUUAUUCUAUUAUUCCAGAAAGAUCAUAAUUUAUUUGACCAAGUUGAGCUUUCAACAGAAAGCCAUUUGGACUCUGAAAAUCAGGCUUUGUUCUUCUUAGGCACCAUUUUUUUAGAUCAUAUAUUUUCAUUGAACUUUUGUAUUCAGGAAUAGUUGUUCCCAACAGUACCUUAUGUAUGCAGCUUGAAUUGUUGUACAUUGAUAUUUUAUCUUCAGAUUUUUUUUUUUUUGCUUCUAUUUUAACCUAUCUGACCAUAUAAAAGGGGGAGGGAGGGAGAAGGUGCAUGUUUAAAUAGCAGUUUUGGUUUGCUUCUUAAAACAGCUUGUCUAGCUGGAUGAAGUGAAAUUGGUAAAUACAUGUGGGAAAUGCAAUUUUAUGUCAAUUGCCAGGAAACAAUCAAUGAAAAUAUAUUUUACUGCUCCAAUAUUUAUGCAUGUGACCGCAGG